AUGAAGAACCACAAAAAACUUGACAAACCUUAUACUGUUCCUUGUAUUAUUGCAGUUAACAUAGGAUUAAUAGCUGUUAUAUAUUGGUGGGUAUUUCAUCAUGAAAAUAUAGAAACAUUGGUACCAGUAUCUCCUAAUGUUGAUAGAUUAAUUUUUCAAGUACCAUGUUCUAAAGAUUACAAUUUAGAAGACUUUGAAGAUUGUAAGCCAAAGAAAUGUGGUCGAGUUGUUAUGGAUAAUAUUGUAAGCAAAGAGGAUGCUAGGCAUUUACUAAUGGUGGCUAAAAAAGGAUUAGCAUUAGGUGGUUCCAAUGGAGGGGCUUCCAUUUUAGAUCUUCAUUCUGGUGCCUUGUCUAAAGAUAACUCCUUUAUAAAUAUAUACAGAUUGAUAGAAGAUCAACAAAUUAAUUUAUUAUCAGAAACAGACUUUAGUAUUUAUAGAAAAGUUAAAAACAGUAUUCAUGAAGCUAUAACAAGAGAGUUUAAGAUUCCUAAAAAUAAAUUAUUUUUAACCAAACCAACGUUUUUCUCGAGAAUGAAUAUGACAGAGGCUAAAAGCAUACAUGAUGAAUACUGGCAUGGACAUGUAGAUAAGGAAACCUAUGGGUCAUUCCACUACACUGCCUUAUUGUAUUUAUCAACUUAUAAAGAAGAUUUUACUGGUGGUAGAUUUAUUUUCAUUGAUAAAGAUGGCAACAAAACAGUUGAACCUAGACUAGGUCGAGUCUCAUUUUUUACAUCUGGUCAUGAGAAUCUUCAUCGUGUAGAAAGAUUAAUCAGUGGUGUCAGAUAUGCUAUAACAGUAGCUUUUACAUGUGAUCCAAAACAUUCUAUAACUGAUCCUACUGCUCAAUGA
This is a messenger RNA of Lottia gigantea (owl limpet), 855 nucleotides long. RefSeq lists its product as hypothetical. The transcript is spliced from 7 exons. Lineage: Eukaryota; Metazoa; Mollusca; Gastropoda; Lottiidae. The record is from RefSeq and is a predicted model, not a curated record. The coding region runs from base 1 to 855 and encodes 284 amino acids. Gene Ontology annotation, cellular component: membrane. Gene Ontology annotation, molecular function: oxidoreductase activity, acting on paired donors, with incorporation or reduction of molecular oxygen; L-ascorbic acid binding; iron ion binding.